Messenger RNA from Fulvia fulva, 738 nucleotides. Its product is annotated as CDP-diacylglycerol--serine O-phosphatidyltransferase. The record is from RefSeq and is a predicted model, not a curated record. Gene Ontology annotation, molecular function: phosphotransferase activity, for other substituted phosphate groups. Gene Ontology annotation, biological process: phospholipid biosynthetic process. The coding region runs from base 1 to 738 and encodes 245 amino acids. Gene Ontology annotation, cellular component: membrane. The transcript is spliced from 3 exons. NCBI's taxonomy places the organism in Eukaryota, Fungi, Ascomycota, Dothideomycetes, Mycosphaerellales, Mycosphaerellaceae.
AUGUCGAAACGAACCAGCGCCGGCACGCUCAAUGGCAUGCCCAAUGGCGUGCAGGAGCCUGUGAAGGGCGUCGUAGAAGAGCCACACCAGGACAAGCAAUCGCGACUCCUCAACGACCCCAACCCAGGCCACUUCAGCCUGGUACGAGCCUACCACCUUGCCGACCUGAUCACCCUCAUGAACGGCUUCUGUGGCGUCAUGUCUGUACUCUCCUCACUACGCUAUAUCGCUGGCGAAGGCAAGGGUAACCUCUGGGCCGCGCUAUCACUGCCAUACCUGGGCAUGUUUUUCGACUUCUUCGACGGUGCAGUAGCGAGAUGGAGGAAGAAGAGCAGUCUGAUGGGAGCUGAGCUGGACUCAUUGGCGGACUUGAUCUCGUUCGGCGUGGCACCUGCUGCAUGCGCUUUCUCCCUGGGCAUGCGCACUGCACUGGAUCAGCUUCUCCUGACCUGCUUCGUCCUCGCCGGCCUUGCAAGAUUAGCACGAUUCAACGUCACGACCGGCAACGUACCGAAGGACAAGAAUGGCAAGGCCAAGUACUUCGAAGGUCUACCCAUUCCAACCAGUCUCAGCAUUGCCGCACUGAUGGCUUUCUGGGCUUCGCGAGGUUGGAUCAACCAGGACAUUCCAUACGGCACGAUCGGUAGCGGCAUCUUUGAGCUUCACCCAGUGAUCGGACUCUUCUUGGCUCAUGGAUGCUGCAUGCUGUCCAAGACACUGCACAUUCCUAAGCUUUGA